AUGACUGCGACAUUAACCGCCGAGCUGGCCAUCUAUGCCACUCUCACCAUUCCAAACAUAUACAUCCUCUCCAAACACGGCCGUUCUGGAAUCCUUGGAUGGGCGUAUCUUCUCGCUUUCUGUACGCUGCGUAUUGUUGGAGGUGUUAUGGAUCUAUCUGGAAGCACUACAGCAGGCAUUAUAUCAAGCGUUGGCUUAUCUCCUCUUCUCCUUGCUGCAUCUGGCAUCCUACAAGAAGCGAGGUCUUAUUACUGCGAUCCAUUGGAGAAAAAACUGGAAUGGACUGGCGUGCUAUUGUUUCACGGCAUUGUUACUACUGGUGUUGCUAUUUUAGCCACUGGUGCAUCGAACCUGGAGUCCAGUCACAUCAAACCCGCAGAUGUUUCCACGGAUGCUUCUUUGGUAAAAGCUGGCAUCGCUCUUUUGACUCUCGCUUGGGCGAUUGUUGCCAUCGUGUCGGUAUGGGCACUGGCUCAUCCGGCAAAGUUUCCAAAGUCAAAAUCUUCCACUGCUGCAGGAACCAAACUUCUCUGGUCUGUUCUUGUAUCUGAUAUUUUCAGUGGAGUUCGGGUCAUCUACUCCCUCGUCGCGCUGGUCACACAAGACGAGUCUCUGAACCCUCUUACCGGCGCUCUUACAAUCCGUGUCCUCUUAUCGCUACUUCCAGAGUUGAUUAGCGUACUAGCUUUCAUAACAGCUGGAAUUCUCACCCGAAACGCUGCUCGGGAUUUCUCAAAGACAAAGAAGGCCGCAGCCAGUAGCUGUGGUUCUUUGACCUUUCACUAG
This is a messenger RNA of Trichoderma virens Gv29-8, 786 nucleotides long. RefSeq lists its product as uncharacterized. The record is from RefSeq and is a predicted model, not a curated record. Lineage: Eukaryota; Fungi; Ascomycota; Sordariomycetes; Hypocreales; Hypocreaceae. Bases 1 to 786 code for a protein of 261 amino acids. The transcript has 4 exons.